UUUUCAUUCCGCACACAGCUUAAAAUGCUUUCAGUUAGAUCUAACGUACAGGCAAACUGCAAAAUAAAUAUGUUCACAUUCUCAAUUACCCAUGGCACACGCUCACCCCCAUUUCCAUCGCGCGCACAGCACAGCACAGCUUCAUCUAGUGGUGUUGUGAAAGAGGUGCAGCACUUUGAAAUCAGUUGAGAACGUAUGAUAACUGCUUCGCAGCAUCCAGACCCUCAGAGAAGACCUUUUCAUGAAGAGAAGGUGGAUAUUGGCUCGGUUCGUGUUGUGAGAUGUGGUAUACCAACCAUGGCAAGGGGUCUGUUGCCAUGGAUCUGGCUGAGAAAGCCCAUCUACAUCCAGACCCGGUUUUCUUACCUGCACAUGAAGUACCUGUUCUUCUCCUGGCUGGCGGUGUUUGUGGGCAGCUGGGUGGUGUACGUGGAGUACUCCUCAUACACAGAGCUGUGCCGGGGCAGGGAGUGCAAGAACGCAAUCUGUGACAAGUACAAGAAAGGAGUGAUUGAUGGCUCGGCGUGCAGCAGUCUGUGUGAGAAGGACACUCUUUACCUCGGGAAGUGCCUGUCUGCCAAGCCUAACAACCAGGUGUAUUCUGGGAGCUGGGGUGACCUGGAAGGAAUCAUUAAGUGCCAGAUGGAAGAGGUGCCUCACUACGACCUGGUGGCCGAGAUGGAGCCCAGGAAGGAGACGGCGUCUUUCGACAAGCCCACCAAGGGCACGUCUGUGGAGAAGUUUAAGGAGAUGGUCCUCAGCCAUUUAAAGACAAAAGUGGGCGAUCAGGCUAACCUUCAGGACCUGGCAACCCUGGUGCUCGGGGUGGCCGACGCCAACAAGGACGGGGAAAUCUCCCUGUCGGAGGCUCGCUCCUCCUGGGCCCUGAUCCAGCUCAACGAGUUCCUGCUGGCCGUGGUCCUGCAGGACCGGGAGCACACGCCCAAGCUGCUGGGCUUCUGUGGGGACCUGUACGUGGUGGAGAAGGUGCCGUACGCACCGCUGUACGGCAUCAGCCUGCCGUGGCUGCUUGAGCUGUGGAUCCCAGCCGGCCUGCGGCGGAGCAUGGACCAGUGGGUGACGCCGUCGUGGCCGCGCAAGGCCAAGAUCUCCAUCGGCCUGCUGGAGCUGGUGGAGGACGUCUUCCACGGCACAUUCGGCAGCUUCCUCAUGUGCGACGUGAGCGCAGCAGGCUUCGGCUACACCGAGCGCCACGACCUGAAGGUGGUGGAUGCGCGGCGGAUCGUGCCCGAGGCAGCCUUCCAGGAGGUCAUGCGCGAGCGCCGCUGCGAGACGGACGCCGACUGCGUCUACGGUGUCGACUGCCUGACCUCCUGCGACCUCACCAAGCACCGCUGCACCACAGAGGUGACGCAGCCCAACCUGGCCAAGGCCUGUGGCGCGCUGAAGGACUAUCUCCUGUGGGGGGCGCCGUCAGACGUGCGCGAGGAGCUGGAGAAGCAGCUGUACGCCUGCAUCGCGCUCAAGGGUGCCACCGAGCAGAUGGAGAUGGAGCACUCGCUCAUCCUCAACAACCUCAAGACGCUGCUGUGGAAGAGGAUCUCGCACACCAAAGACUCCAAGUGAGACACACAGAGACAGACAGACAAGACGCCUGUCCAGGGAGGCGGGCAAGGCAUGGCUCCUGUUCCUGGAUGGUAUGAUGCAUCAGGCUGGCCUUUUAAAUGCGUGCAGUCUGGACUGGAAUAUAUGAAUUACCACUCCUUCUUGAUCAGGUCACCACUGAAUUUUUGAUCCGAUUGAUUUAUUUUUAACUUAAACUUUAACUUAUGCUGUGUUUUAAUUGAGGACAAUGGGCAUCUUCUUGCAACACGCAAGUCUAUGACCUUUUUUAAGAAGCCCUACAAAAGAUGAAACCACUAAAGAGCAGGCAAACUGCUAGUGGACAUUCAUGUCCUCCUCCGGGGACCAAUGGGAGCUCUGUAGAAUCGGCAGGACGUCAUGCUACUCUCUUCCACAGCCUCGCUGGACACAACUGGAC
Messenger RNA from Clupea harengus (Atlantic herring), 2002 nucleotides. RefSeq names its product divergent protein kinase domain 1Ab (gene dipk1ab). NCBI's taxonomy places the organism in Eukaryota, Metazoa, Chordata, Actinopteri, Clupeiformes, Clupeidae. The record is from RefSeq and is a predicted model, not a curated record.